AUGAAGACAGCUAUUGGAUUAUCUCCUUUCCAAAUGGUCUAUGGAAAGGCAUGUCACCUUCCGGUGAAGAUGGAACAUCGAGCUUUGUGGGCCUUAAAAUUCUUGAAUUAUGAUCCUGGUGACAUUGCUGAAAAGAGAAGAAGUGAACUUAUUGAGCUUGAGGAAAUGCGACUGCAUGCCUAUGAUUCCUCAAAGAACUACAAAGAAAAUAUGAAGUUUUAUCAUCACAAGAAGCUGGUGAAGAAAGUCUUUAAUCCAGGACAAAGGGUGCUGUUGUUCAUUUCAAGAUUGAAACUUUUCCCCGGAAAGUUGAAGUCCAAGUGGUCUAGUCCAUUUAUGAUCAAGAAUGUUCUCCCACAUGGAGCAAUUGAGUUAACAGACCCUUCCUCUGAAGAUCCACAAAGAAGUUGGGUUGUCAAUGGACAACGUCUCAAGCAUUAUUUUGGUUGUGAGGUGGAACGCAUGUCCACAGUCAUGGAAUUGGUUGAUCCAGAUUGA
Molecule: messenger RNA, 498 nt
Organism: Vigna angularis (adzuki bean)
Lineage: Eukaryota; Viridiplantae; Streptophyta; Magnoliopsida; Fabales; Fabaceae
Exons: 1
Coding region: 1-498 (165 amino acids)
Source: RefSeq, a predicted model, not a curated record